GACCGGACGACUGAACCGGCCCGACUCGUUCACUUCAGACUGUCCCCUCCUUCAAGCCAUCGUUCACCAAAACCAGCUCAAAUUUCUCUCUCUCAAAAUAUUGCUUUUCAUAAAUUUUCACGUCUGCAUCACUAUCUAAUCUGAAUGUCGAUCUUUGAGUAUAAUGGGAGCGCCCUGGUAGCGAUGGUGGGGAAGAACUGCUUCGCUAUCGCCAGCGACCGGCGGCUCGGCGUGCAGCUGCAGACGAUCGCCACUGAUUUCCAGAAGAUUUAUAGGAUCCACAAUAAGCUCUUCAUCGGUCUCGCUGGCCUUGCUACUGACGCGCAGACUCUGUAUCAGAGACUUGUAUUCAGAAACAAGUUAUAUCAUCUUAGGGAAGAGAGGGACAUGAAGCCUGAAACAUUUGCUAGCCUUGUAUCUGCAGUUCUCUAUGAAAAAAGGUUUGGUCCAUACUUUUGUCAACCUGUUAUUGCUGGACUGGGGGAUGAUGACAAACCCUUCAUUUGCACCAUGGAUUCCAUUGGGGCAAAGGAACUUGCCAAAGAUUUUGUUGUCGCUGGAACUGCCUCUGAAUCACUCUAUGGUGCCUGCGAAUCAAUGUUCAAACCUGACAUGGAAGCUGAGGAAUUGUUCGAGACCAUCUCACAAGCUCUGAUAUCUGCAGUAGACCGUGACUGUUUGAGCGGCUGGGGAGGACAUGUGUAUCUCGUCACUCCGACAGAAGUUACAGAGAGAAUUCUCAAGGGAAGGAUGGAUUGAUUUCUCAAGCAGCAAAACUAGAAGGCUAUUUUUCGUUUUUAAUAGCGACUUGCUUUAUGUUGUUGGGACAAUCCGUUGAUUGUUGGUGAUUUCAUGUCUAGUGCUAGCUUUUGUCCCUGUCUCAAAACUUCAAAUUUCUUAACAUAUCAUUAGCAAUGUGGAGAUUUCAAAACAGACAAUUAUUGUGUUGUUACCAUAUUGCCGUGAUUCGAUGUCCUACUCAUUUCAAAUCUUUAAA
Molecule: messenger RNA, 997 nt
Organism: Salvia splendens (bonfire salvia)
Lineage: Eukaryota; Viridiplantae; Streptophyta; Magnoliopsida; Lamiales; Lamiaceae
Product: proteasome subunit beta type-3-A
Exons: 7
Coding region: 145-759 (204 amino acids)
Biological process (GO): proteasome-mediated ubiquitin-dependent protein catabolic process
Cellular component (GO): proteasome core complex; cytoplasm; proteasome core complex, beta-subunit complex
Source: RefSeq, a predicted model, not a curated record